This is a messenger RNA of Mycena citricolor, 3984 nucleotides long. The record is from the annotation of a GenBank genome assembly. Lineage: Eukaryota; Fungi; Basidiomycota; Agaricomycetes; Agaricales; Mycenaceae.
AUCUCAUCAGCCCUCAGCUCACUGCGCGAGUUCGUAGCCCCAUCUGGGGAAUGAUCUCACGACGUAGAGCUUUACAGAAUGUCAUUUCUGAGUGCAUUCUUCAUGUUCGGCGGCUGGCUUGAAGCGCAUUUGUCUGACAUCGCGUACGGACCGGCGAAAGGUACGAACAAUGUUUGGCCUGUCGGCUUUGUACUUAUAGGCACGCCAGUGAUACUAAAUCAGCCACUGGAGGCGCGGCGACAUCCAACAUCGAGGAGGAGAAGACUCUCCCACCUGCGUCCUCAGCCGAGGUGAAAAGAGGGAGAGGGAGACCUCCGAAGGCGACUAUCGUGUCCGGUGAACAGAUCGACGUGCCUAGCACCACCCAGGGGUUCCGCAACUGGUACAACGACAAAGAUCAUCCUCAUUAUGUCAGUUUCUACGACGGUCUGGAUAUCAAAGGGAAGGUGUUGGGAACGAGUGGGUCCACCAUAGAUGUCCGCGCUUUACUCGCGUUCCGUGUCGUCCCCCGGUUGGGUUUGGAGCCAAAGGAUGUGAUUCCCGGCUGGGACAAGGUCAAUGCGACUCCAGAUUGCUCAGAGAUGCUCCUCAAUCUGGUGGCUGCUAGCUCUACAGAUUUGGGCUCAGUCUCGUUGACCAAGCAUACUGAGGGUGUGCAGCCCGAGCUGGUGGCCAUGCUUCGCUUGAUGCAGCUGGACCGGGACGAUCCACAUUAUCUUCUCGACAAUAUCGACGGUGCCACAACGGUUAUGCGCAAACCGAUGUCCGACUUUCUAUCGAACCCCUUCGUGUCCGUUUUUACCGCCCUGCGCGAUCUCCGUACCCGACGCCUGGCUGAAAACUACGAGCACGUUUUGGACGGCGUCUCCUGGGACAAUGGGAAGAGCUUGUCAAAUGAAUCAGAAGAAGAUAAGGGCGAACGCGCCAGUCAGGAGCUGCUCUUCCGGUUGAUGGAUGUCAUCCUCCAGUUCUUUUCGAGACAAAAGCAGGGUGCAGAUUGGCUGCGCAGCACUGGAGCAGAGCUCAAGCUCGGGUCCUCUUUUGCAUGCUCCCCAGGCGACUAUAAGAGAUUUUUGAAACGCAAAGCGGAGGAGGAAGAAAGGGAGCGGAAGCGUAAGGAGAAGGCACGCAGGAACUCAAAUCCUGUCGACAUCACUGCGGAACGGAAUAGGCUGACAGCGGAACUCGAGGAGGAAGACGUUGCAGAUCCAUUGGAUCACGUUUCAGAUAUCGAAGAGGAGGGGGAGGAUCCCGGCAGUAGCAAACGUAUUCAUUUUUCCUCGACCGACGACGGGUACAUGUAUCUUGGUCGUGCCGGUAAAACUUCUGGCAGUAAUCGAUUCUCGAAGAUCCCCGUCGUUCGCUAUGAGGCGAAACGCCUCAAGGCGAUGAAUGUUCAGAAAAAUCGACCGAAGCAACUCAAGAAGGAACGAGCCUUUUUCAAACGUCAAUACGCUGUCGAUCGGUCCGGCAGCGCAGAUGACCCACAAUUCAUGGGGACCGAUCAGCCUGAGGCGGUUUUGGAGACGAAUCACAUCUCUCGUGCUGCGCUCAAAGUCAUUUCGCAACAGUUCGCUGAGAUGCUCACUGGGAUCUACGUCAACUUACACUACCGCAACGACUACGAACGCCGUGAGAAGGAGCGCGACAAAUUGGAGAAGGCUCUCUUCGAUGCGCUUCCUGAUGCUGAAAAACGGAAGAUGGCUGCAGAUCUCGCGAAAACGAUGUCGGCCGCGGGCCAAGAGAAAGCUUGGCUGUACCGUCAGGAAUUAUCUCGUGAUGCGCAUCUGGCACACGGAAACGAUGUCGUCACCCCGAGAAACGUCGAUUUUCUGGAGAAAGAGGGACUAGACUGUGAGGAUGCCGACACGGCUCAGGCUCAAGACGAGCCUAGUGGCGAGAUGGAGAUUGAGACUAGGAAAAAUUCGAGGCCACGAGUGCCACUAUCGAAGCCCUACAAUGCGAAGCGGAUCGGGGAGAUCGGGGAGUGGCAGCAUCAGCAAGUAAGUGUCUCUGAAAUCGUUCACCUGAUAUAUUCACCGUUGCUUCAGGGAUUCACUAUCCACAUUCGCCACACAUAUAUCAGCUUCAGCAGGAUCGAUGUCACCGCUGACUACUUGGAGAAAGCAGCAACACUGGAAUGUCUCAAAGAAGGAUCAGUCGAAUUCAAACAAACGAGGGAAUUUGAUCUUCUGUAUGCUCAUGACCGAUAUGAAGCUGGAAGAGCGAUAUGGGCAUUGCUUAGCUUCCUGCACGGCGAGGGAGAGGAAAAACCAGCGAUUGGUCGGUUGCAAACUGCUGCGAAACGCAACUUUGGCACGUACUUCCCUCUGAUGCAUAUGGAUGGAAAGCCUGGCGACCCAGGACUCGACUUGAAGGGCAGUGGAUCGAACGGGAGUAACCUUGAGCGCAUAGACGACCCAGAUCACGUGGCGAACGCAACAGACCCCGGUCCAAACAAGCUGAUCAAUGUCGGCAAUACCUGCUAUGCUAAUGCGUUGAUCCAAUCGCUUGCAGCCACCAUCACGCCCGAGCAGCUUGAUGAACUCGAGAAACUUGUCGCAGACAAUUAUGAAGCGACCUGGGCUCCAACUAAAUUUGUUCAAGCGCUUAAGGAUGUCAAUGGACCUCCCAAGACGGGACUAUCGCUGGAGCAUCUUGUUUGGACCCAAGAAGAGCUACAGAAAAUCAAAACAGAGGAGGCCGGCGAGCGGAAAACAGAAGCGGCCAGAAAGCUCAACGGGUUGCCACCUGCGACUAUCAGUGAACCAGAGCGCAAAUGGAGAGAGACCCGCACUCGCACUCGCGAAAAAUUGCGAAAAGAAACGUUGGACUUGGAACGUGGGAAACAAGAGGACCCGUUGCAGAUGCUGGAUGUGCUUCUAGGGACGGCCUUCGAUGUACCAGGGGCUGAGAUGAAGCUGCUGCAACUCGAUAUCAAGGAGGUUUUCACCUGCACUGGUGGUACAUGUUCGGGCCAGAAAGGAAAGGUUGAUCCAGAUUAUGUGCUGCGACUACAUCUCGACUUGGUCGAAAAGCCGUUGGAGGAACUCGUGAAAGCUGCAUUCGCCGCUCGGCCGCUGGAGUUGCUCAGUUAUGCAUGUCCUAUGCCCUCAAGGUGCUACACUGGUGUGACAGUACAACGCGAAAUCACAAAGCAUCCUGGUCCGCCGAUUCUAGCCGUCCAUCUCAAUCGGGCGCUCAAUAUACAUUACGGCAACAACCAAAUCACGGAUGGGGUUCCCCUUGCUAUCUUGCGGCAGAUCGUGGCCGACCGAACUGAGUUGGCCGCUGGACUUGCACAGGGCGAGCAUGAACUCGUACAAUUGAGGAACAAUCUGCGACCGAAGAUGAAGGUACAAUACGAGAAGGAUAAAGCCGCGGCCGCCUUCUUUGGGGCGGAUCUCUCUAAGCUUGAUGAUUCUAAAGAGAUGAAAGAUUUGCAAAAAGAGUACGCAGAUGCCAAAUCUCGCACGGUAGAUGCUUUGCGGAAUUCCAAGCCUCAAACUCCCCGGAAGACACAUGCUCCGGUCAACCUCUUCAAUGCUGACGGGACGACCGAGACCCUGGUAUUGCCCAUAACGUCUGCCACAGGAAACAGACGAGGCGACGUCUCGUACGAACUGUACGCGGUGGUCUGCCAUCGGGGAACGACGGUUGAUAGCGGACAUUAUGUUGCAUACGUGCGAAGAGACGACAUUUGGUUCAAAUGUGACGACGAUUUAAUUUCGAAGAUCGGCGACUCUACUGCUUUGCAAACAACUUUCAAUAUCGAUGCCGCUCAACAUGUGGCCUACCAAGACGACACGGGUGCCAACAAAGGAUAUUGGGAAGAAAAGGGCAAGGAUGGGGAGUCGGACCAACCGUACCUUUUGUUCUAUCGUCGCAUCGAGCCUGUCCCUGCGAUCUAGGGAGGGCAUGUCGAGCCAGCUACACUCUGCACCGUGUUAGUAGAUGACAAUACCAUGAACGCAAUGACCACGA